Messenger RNA from Candida dubliniensis CD36, 576 nucleotides. Its product is annotated as frequenin. Bases 1 to 576 code for a protein of 191 amino acids. Lineage: Eukaryota; Fungi; Ascomycota; Pichiomycetes; Serinales; Debaryomycetaceae. Gene Ontology annotation, cellular component: intracellular membrane-bounded organelle; membrane; cytosol. The transcript has a single exon. The record is from RefSeq and is a predicted model, not a curated record. Gene Ontology annotation, molecular function: calcium ion binding.
AUGGGGAAAACAGUUUCUAAAUUAUCAAAAGAUGAUUUGAGGCAACUUCGACAGGCCACGUAUUUUGAUAAACGUGAAUUGCAACAAUGGUACAAAGGGUUUCUAAGAGACUGUCCGCUGGGGCAAUUAUCCGAAGAAGAGUUUGUGAAAGUGUACAAGCAAUUUUUCCCAUUUGGCGAUCCAACUGAUUAUUGCCAUUAUUUGUUUAGAGUUUUCGAUUUGGAUAAUUCAAAGUAUAUUGAUUUCAAAGAGUUUAUAAUUGCAUUGAGUAUAACCAGCAGAGGCACAGAGGAGCAGAAAAUCAACUGGAGCUUUAAAAUGUAUGAUUAUAAAAAGGAAGGAAAAAUAGGUUAUAAAGAAAUUUUGCCCAUCGUGAAGGCUACUUAUAAAAUGGUUGGACCGAUGGUGGAGUUGCCAGACGAUCAACAAACUCCCGAGGCUAGGGUAGAUAGAUAUUUCCAGUUAUUGGGCAAGGACAAAAAUACCGACAAAUUGGAUUUGAAUGACUUUAAAAAAUUGGCCCAACUAGAUUCAGGAAUAGCUGCAGCAUUAAACUCCUAUCUGGGUUUGGUAUAG